GGAAACGGCAACAACAUGGAGCGUGUGCCUCCAAUCAAAUGUAUAUUUUUCUCCGAAUUCCACACGACUGCAGGACCGAUAAUUACAUAUCAGGUUCCUGAAGACUAUUUGUCAAAAGAGGCAUUUGAUACUGUACAUGUAUACAUCAUCACAAAGCCUCAGCUACAAAACAGGCUAAUCACUAUCAAUGCACUUGGACACAAGAUAAUGGGCUGUCCUGUAUGUAUAGAGAACCCAAAGUAUCCUAGAAAUAUGCUCAUCUUUAACUUGUGCCUGGUUAUAGAUGCCACAGCCAGCACAGCUCCUUUUGAAAUUAUUGUCAAGAAACUGGCAGGCUACCUCACCAACUUAGAGCUUGAGAAUGAGUUUCUGUCCAAUGAAGAGCAGAAGUCUACUCUACCCAAUAUAAUGUCCAGAAUUCUCUCUGAACUCAAUAUGUCUGGAACCUGUAACAUCCCUAUAAAUAAAUCAAACACCAUCCACCUGAAGCUAGUCCUUCCACAUGAAGACGCCUUGGAGGUAGCAGACCACGAUGUGCCAAUAUUUCUCAGUUCUAAGAACAACUUUCAGAGAAAUCAGUGGGAUCUUACAACACAGCAGAUAAUUCCCUACAUUGAUGGUUUCAAUCAUGUGGCCAGGAUAUCAGUGGAAACAGAUGUUGAGAUAAACCUGGUGAAAGGUUGUGUGCAGAACUUACUGCAUUUCAAUAUCAUAGCAAUAAUCUCCAUAUUCCAGUAUUCUAAUGUGUACACGGUCACCCCAGAGAUCAACCGCCUGGCAGAAGACAAACAGAUGCAGGAAAGCUGCAUUAAAUAUGUGGCCAAGUCAGGGCGACAUCGGCCAUCUUUUCACAACGUAUUUAUGCUGUACUGCGGCCUCACCCCGGGGACCACUGUGAGAGACCUGUGUACUAGGUUCAAUCCCCAUACACUCAAAAUAGAUGAAAGAAAACUCAUCCAGUUUGGCAUGAUGAAAAAAUUAAUCAGGAGGCUACACAAGUAUCCACUGAAGCUGCCUAACGAAUCUGGUUCCAACAAGACAAAGCACCUGUAUAAAUGGUUCACAGGACGACAUCAUUAUGAUGACAUUUGCUGCAAGACAGGACUGAGCUACCAAGAGUUAGAUGAUAGAGUGGAAAGUGACCCUAGUGUUGUGACAUGCUGGAAGUGACACUGAACUUCAGACAAAGUUUGAAUGAAGUGAACAGGUUCAAUUAGCUGACUGUGUGUAUGAAGACAAGCUCAAAAUGGUUUGAUAUAUGUCAUAGAAUGCCUAAGCUCUGAAAAGAUUCAUAAUGUCCUUUCCGCAGUGGCCUUGGAAAUCAGCAAUAGUUAAAUGUGCCAAAUAACAAGCAAAACUGGAUCAUUUAGUGGUGGAGGCACAGUAGAGUUUCUCUGUUUUUAAAAGAACUAUCUAAUGUUACCUAAACGAUGAUAAAUAAGUGUGAGCUCCUCAGCCAGAUGGCUUUGAAUUAUCAUGGACCAGAGGAUGAAAGGAAAGAGAAAGAGACCGAGAAACCUGUUACAGAAAUGCCUGUUUAAGCGCACAUGCCAAUAAGUAUAGAUAAGUGUUGAACUAUUUUUGGCAAAUAAUAGCAUUUACACACAGGCAUGAAAAAGAACUAGGGAGAGACUGUUGAUUGCAAGGAGGGUACUACUCUGCCCUGAGAUAUUAUAUGUAAGUCUUUUUAUUAAAACCGACUUUUGUGAAUUGGGACAUUAUGCCCCAUGUGUAUUCAGUAUGAAAAGAAG
Lingula anatina is the source of this 1751-nucleotide messenger RNA. RefSeq names its product GATOR1 complex protein NPRL2. Gene Ontology annotation, molecular function: GTPase activator activity. Gene Ontology annotation, cellular component: GATOR1 complex; vacuolar membrane. NCBI's taxonomy places the organism in Eukaryota, Metazoa, Brachiopoda, Lingulata, Lingulida, Lingulidae. Gene Ontology annotation, biological process: negative regulation of TORC1 signaling; cellular response to amino acid starvation; positive regulation of autophagy. The record is from RefSeq and is a predicted model, not a curated record.